UUUGCUUAUUACAUUGGCUUAAAAUUGUCAGCACGCUGAUGGCCAUUAUUGAUGUAUGCGCUUUUUUAGUCAUACAAUGAAGGUUGCGGUGGGCGCCUGAUAGCUCUGCGGGAAAGCUCUUAUUAACUCCAUCCCGCAUAACUGAACACGUUCAGUGGUACUGGUUGCGUCGAUCAGGCCGUUCAAUAGCUGAAGACCACUAUGAUAGCGUCAGUAACUUUUGUCGUCGCCCUAUUAUCCUUGCUAACGCCGCCAGCCUGGUCGGCUCGUACGCUUGUACUCAAUGUCGGGGCAACGGUUGGACGUGACGAGCUCUGUGCAUCCAUAUAUGAUGACAUCGUUCUGGGAUAUCAGUACGUUUUCAAUAGGCUGGAGGAUCAGCCAACCAUCCUGCUUAACGACGUCAGCGGUCGUCAAAUCUCUUUGCAGUUGAAGCUCUGGCUGGCCUCGCAUGACUGCACUGACUCUGGUGCUGCCUCUGCUAUGCAAUCACUUAUUAACGGCAAGCCGCCGGAUCCUCUUAACGGCGUACCUGGCAACCCUCCUGUUCACGUGCUUUUGGGCGGCAACGGCAUCAACGCCAUGCAAGAUGCUAUACAGUCCAACGCCACGUCUCGCCUGUUGCUGCACUGCUGUACGGCGGACGACUUGGUGUUGAAACAAAGCCUGCCGUACGUGUUUAGCCUUCUUUCUCCUACCAGCAUGUCCCUACCGCCGGUGCUACGAACCAUGGCACUAAACGGCAUCAAGCGUAUUGCGGUUGCUUUCCCUGGCGAACUGGCAACGCACGCACAGCUUUGUCUGGGAGCACUCCAGCAGCUGACACAGCUUGGUGGGGUGAGGCCCGGCUUUGGAAGUGUGGUCGUGCUAAACUACACAGCAGCUGAGGCGGAGGCGACGGGAUUCUGGCAAGCCGCAGGAAGCCGCAUUUCUGAGGCCAACGCCGACGCGCUAAUUGUCUGUGACGAGCAGCAGCGUGCCUCCCAAUUAACGGCUGCGCUGGACACUUUGGGCCAUCACCUUUCCGCCGUCUGGCUAUCCGCCGGUGAUCACAUCCACGACCUCCCAACCCUGCUGAGCAGCAAUGCUGAGUACGCCCUAACCACCGUUCAGUGGUUGCCUGAUCUGCCGUACUCGGAUCCCUUUUUCGGCACUGCAGCCGAUUAUGCAGCAUCCUUAAAUGCGACGGGACAGGAAGCGACCCAAAUCAGCGCUGCUGCCUCCGCCAGCGUAUAUGUGCUGCUGUCGGCGCUGGAACAAGUCAUAUCCACCUGCGAUCUUGGCCUCAUCCCAGAAACCAAUCUUUCUGACAGUUUUAUGUGGGACAACGGCGUGCUAGGCUGCCCAGAUUCCAACAAUGUGGGUGCAGUCGUCAAAACCAAUGGUCAAGCAGCGCUGCGAGACACGCUGAACACCCUGACCCUGGACACCUUCUUUGGACGUGUCGGUUUUGACGCCCACCAUGUUAAUGUGCACCACCAGCCGAUUGUAGCACAGGUCGUGAAUGGAAAGCUGGUGGCAGUUUUGCCAUCCGACAUCGCAGACGUCCCUUUGGUCAUGCCUAUUCCCCGUUCCGGCGGCCACCGCAAGAAGACCGCCACCUUCAUUGUCAUCGUGACACUGUCCUGCUGCCUGAGCCUCGUGGUGGCGUGCCUGGUUGUGGCGCUGCUGCUGCGCCUGCCGAGGCGGAGCUCGGUAGCUGCUGGGACUGACAUAGACUAUGAGGGCAUCAAGGUUGACAUCCAGCCGGUGCUCUACAAGGACGGUACCUCAGAGCCGGGUGAAGGUGUCUACAGGGGAUCCCGGGUGACACUUGUGGUAGCCACGGAGCUGCUGCAGCAGCUGGCCACGGCUCAGGAUACGGCAGUUGAAGACAGGGAUGCCAGAACCCGGGUGCCCCCCAUACCACCAGCCACAAACAGCCCUACCACAAGAGCCACAGGCCUUGACGUGAUGGCUCGCACUACCGAAAACGUGGCGCCUGCUGGACCACUGUCUGCUGCAAUGCAGCAGCAUCACGUGCUGACCAUGCCUGAGACAACGGCGGGCAGUUCAGCAUCCUCAGUUAACCCAGUGCUGGGUUUCUUGAGCAGGCGCAGGAAGAAGGAGAUUUCUGCCGCUUUGUGGCGCGCCAUGCGCCUGCAGCACCCGCGCAUCUGCCCCAUCCUCGGCAUCGUGUGGGAGUGGCCGGGGCUGCUAGAAGGGGGCGGGUCAGCGCCGGUCAUCGUACGACAGUGGUAUGAAUUCGGCAGCCUAAAUCGCCUGCUGGAGAACGAGACGGUGCCGCUGUCCCUUGGGACCAAAGCCAAAAUCGCGCAGGGUGUCGUGGAGACGUUGAUGUACCUGCAAGCCCAGGAGCCGCCUGUCAUGCUGGGUUCCAUCCACGCCUCAAACAUCAUUGUGGACAAGGACUUCAACCCGCACCUGUACCUGCGCGUGACCGACCUGGACCCUGAGUGCGCACCCGAGGUGGUCCAACCUCCGCCUGCACGAGCAAGGUCGCGCAGGGCAAGCCUCUUCAUGCCCCAAAGCUCCGGCCCAUCCCAGCAAGGCAGCCGCCAUCCGGUCCAACUCCUACAACAAGCCAAGCUACAGCCCUCUCAGUCUUCGUUAAUGGACCUGAGCACCCAGAACACAACAGCAACCAUUGGGGCCCUUCCGCUUCAGUCCAGCCUGAUCCACACCAGUAGCGGAAACGUUGCUGCUGUCCCGCUGCAUGCCAUGAUCCGUCGUAGCAGCACUGCUGACUUCAGCACAAAGGAGGCAUCCACGUCAGCGUUCGGUGCUACCACGUUCUUGGAGCAGCACCUGCUGCCAAAGGAGCAGCAGUCCAUCAUCACCUUUGGGCUGCUGCUGUGCCGCAUCUUUGCAGUGGCCGCCUUCACAGGCAAAGAGCCCGGGCUUAAACAGCAGGCGAAGACGGAUUUCCUGUUGACUAGUGAUAUCGACAAACUUGUAACCGCAGCCCAGGGCGAAGUGCCUACAGUGCUGGAGGAGGCGGUUGUCGAGUUGACGCACGUAUGUGGUGCUUUGGGGGAGCUCGCACGGUCGUGCAUAACGCGUGCAGGGCAGCUUACGUUCAGUGACAUCCUAAGGACGCUUGAGGAGCAGGUUUUCCCCGCGCUCACGGCUACCAACAGAAAGUCACAGCAGUCCAGCAGUCAGCAGGCUCUGCUUUCUGCUUCGGAGCAGUCGAAGCUUGGCAAGCUUCUAACUGCUUUGGCAAGCGUGCGACUGGGUCGGCAGCAGCAGUACUCGAUGACAGGUGAGGAGGACUUUGGCAAGCGAAAGCGGCCGGGGAGCUCUGGUGGGCGCACGGCGGCGGCGGCCAAGCAUCCAAGUCCAGCACCGCCGGUGGAGGCCAGGCAGCUGUCAGUACCCCGAUGGAGCAAGCUUGGAAGGACUAACCAUGUCACACGGGAUGACCUCCUCUUCGACAUCUUUCCUCCCAAGGUUGCCAGCGCGCUGCAGGCGGGAGAGGCGGUGCAACCAGAGCGCUACGAAUGUGUCUCCAUCUUCUUCUCAGACGUGGUGGGCUACACGGACCUGUGCAGCCAGCUGCAGCCCAACGAGGUCAUGGAGCUGAUGCAUCGCCUCUACUCGCGGUUCGACGAUAUCAUUCGCGAGCUGGACCUGUUUAAGGUGGAGACGGUGGGCGACGCCUACCUCGCGGUCGGCAACCUGCGCUACCCGCAGCCCGACACCCACGCGCGCCUCAUCACUCGCUUUGCCUUCGCCGCCGUGGCCGCUGCCAACUCCCUGCCCAUCCACCCGGGCCGCCCCGAGCUGGGCUGCGUGCACAUCCGCGUGGGGCUGCACUGCGGGCCCGUGGUGGGCAGCGUGGUGGGCACCCUCAACCGGCGCUACUGCCUGUUCGGGGACGCGGUCAACACCGCAGCGCGCAUGGAGCAUAACAGCGAGGCGGACCGGGUGCACUGCAGCGCGGCGUUUGCGGCACUGCUGCAGGAGCAGUGGCCGGAGGGGGCGCUGGUGGACAGCCGGGGUGUCCGGCAGAUCAAGGGCAAGGGGCCCAUGGAAACCUUUUGGGUGGAGGAGAGGCCGCCGGUCAGCGGGUGUGAAGUUGUGGCGGAGGGUGAUGCCGAUCCAGAGAUUGUGACGGCUGGAGAGGGCUGCUACACAGCGGCUACUUACCGUUCCGGUGGCGUCAACACCCGCUUCCCCGAAAGCGCAGAUGCCCUCUACGAUACCUUUAUGGUGUAAGGUCAGGUGCACGGCCUUUGCAAUCAAACCUUCUUACCGGUAGUGAGGAGAGGCCGAGGGCCAGCGGUGGCGACUGGUCAAAGUUACAAAAAUAAGGAAAGGAAUCGCUACAGAGGGCAGCACAGUGACCACCUACCCUGCUGCUGCCGGCUGCAAUACCAGCUCCGUGUAUGUGUUAUGUAUGUGUAUGGUUGGGCGGCGCACCGUACAACAACCUUCUUGUUAUGGUGUGGUACGGGAGCCAACUAACAAAAACAAUUUCACCCAGAGUAUGAGCGAUUGGCUGCAAUGCAUGUCACAGUGUUGUUGACGUGUAUCGGACUAGCAUUUUCGCGUUUGAUACCUAGGUACCGGUAGUCCCGCAGGCUUUCCUACUUCACAUGCGGUAGCCGCUAAUACUAUUGUCGUACGCAGAUCGCUCAACAAUUCGAUUACCUUUGGAGUUGGCAGCAUCUCUCCCUUUCAUAGUUGUAGCCUACAACGUGUACUGUGUACUUGGUUGCGAGUGUCUUACUGGAUGCCAUGUGACGGUGUUCAGGCCAUGACAGCCAUUACCAUGCGGCCUUGCGUUUUAUGUUGUUAUGACCAUUGUUACGCAACUCGGAUGACGGUAGCUAGGCGCACGAGGAAGCGGGGACGAAGUAAGGAAACUACAAUUUUCAAGUGCCUUGUUGCACUCUUGUUUGUCACACGUCUAGACUCAUCAUCACAGGGUUGACAUGCUCAUGCAUGGGCUGGACUGCUGGCAUGUUCUAUGCAUGGUUACAUUCAUCCAUCGCAGGGUAAUUCACAACGGGUCCAUUUAUGUCAUAGACGUGAGGUGUGCGAUAACGCCUUAUUACGGAUACUGGGCGCGGGGAAUCCGCAUUUGCCAGCUAUGCGCUGCAUGUCAGUCCUUGCAAUAAUAAUAAUAAUAAUGGUUACGCCGGGCGUAGCCCUGGCGUGUGUUAUGGGGGCGAGGCACUGAAGGGUAUUAUCCCUUGUAUGCCAGCACCACCGGCGGGGUUAGGUGGUGUAGGUAGGGAUUACCCGUCCCCUAUAGCAGGGGGGUUUGUGCCCCGUUCCAGGACACGACGGCAUAGGACAAUCCUGUUAAGGUGGUGGAUGGCAUGGUGGUGCAGGGUAUCGCAGCAUGAGGAGGCGUGUCUGGGGGCCACCCCCAUGGCCAUUAGGGAUUUCCUCAGGUCGGAGCGGAUGGUGCCGGCGAAUCCCAGGCUGAUAGCCUCCUGUGGCGAGUACUGGACAAGCCAUCCGUCCUGGCGGAGGAGGGCCGCAAGCCUGUGGUGCUGCGCUGCCUUUUGGUGUUGUUUCUCCGCGUGCCGGAGGUCUCCAGUGUAGCCUAUUCCAAGGAUAUAUAUAGUGUAGCCAUUUCGAUCUUGGGGGCGUUUUUGGCCAGCAGUGUGUGCUUUGUGGGCUUGCAGGCCCUUCACUAGGAGGAUGUCUGGCCGCAAUUUCUUCCAUUCCUC
Messenger RNA from Astrephomene gubernaculifera, 5687 nucleotides. The record is from the annotation of a GenBank genome assembly. Lineage: Eukaryota; Viridiplantae; Chlorophyta; Chlorophyceae; Chlamydomonadales; Astrephomenaceae.